CCCUUAACGCCGAUCGGCCAUCGCACCUCUUCCCACGCACAUCGAUAACCUCUUGCUCGUUUCGAUUGUUCCCUUGACACACCACAUCGGCCAACUUAGCACAAGAUGGCCUCGCAGCAAGCCGUGUCCAAUGUAGAAGAGCUAGAGCAGGAGGAGUACGACUAUGAAGAUUUGCAGGGAGUGCCGCUUAGCAUCUCCAUGCUUGCUGGAUCACUGGCGGGGAUCAGUGAACAUGCCUUCAUGUUCCCAGUGGAUGUGAUUAGGACUCGUAUGCAGAUUCUCUCUUCACCAAGUCAAGUGCAAUAUUCAUCUGUGCUCAAUGCUCUCACCCGCAUCACAUCCGUCGAAGGCGCAAGGACACUCUGGCGUGGAGUGAAUUCCGUCAUCCUCGGUGCAGGCCCCGCCCACGCCCUCUACUUUGGUACCUACGAGGUGAUGAAAGACCUCACCGGAGGCAACAGACAAGGACACCAGUGGGCUUCUACAGCUUUCGCAGGAGGUUCCGCCACAAUUGCCUCGGACGCCUUUAUGAACCCCUUUGAUGUGAUCAAGCAGAGGAUGCAGAUGGAGAAUUCCGCUCAUCGAUCCGUCUUCAAGUGCGCACGUACAUUAUACCAAACCGAAGGUCUUCGCGCCUUUUACAUUUCCUACCCCACUACCCUCACAAUGACUGUACCUUUUACAGCUGUGCAAUUCUCCGUGUACGAAUGGGCAAAGAAGGUGCUCAACCCUUCAGAGUCCUACUCGCCCAUGACACACGUCAUUGCGGGUGGAUUCUCGGGAGGAGUAGCAGCAGCCGUCACCAACCCACUGGACGUGGCCAAGACGCUUCUGCAGACGCGGGGUAACAGUAGUGAUGCGGAGAUUCGGGGAGCUAGUGGAAUGAUCGAGGCAUUGAAGGUCAUCAAGAAUCGGGAGGGGAUGAAGGGAUUUGCCAGGGGACUCACACCGCGGGUGCUUACGUUUAUGCCCUCGAAUGCUCUUUGCUGGCUGUCGUAUGAAGGCUUCAGGUUCUUCCUCAACCAACGGUCAAAGGAGAACUCCAAGACCGCGUAGAGACUGUAGUCUCGGCGAGUAGUAGGGCAAGUGUGGGAGAGCGGCGGCGAGGAGUACAAGAAAGGAA
Molecule: messenger RNA, 1123 nt
Organism: Microstroma glucosiphilum
Lineage: Eukaryota; Fungi; Basidiomycota; Exobasidiomycetes; Microstromatales; Microstromataceae
Product: putative MRS4-protein of the mitochondrial carrier family
Exons: 3
Coding region: 106-1056 (316 amino acids)
Biological process (GO): iron import into the mitochondrion
Cellular component (GO): mitochondrial membrane
Molecular function (GO): ferrous iron transmembrane transporter activity
Source: RefSeq, a predicted model, not a curated record